Molecule: messenger RNA, 936 nt
Organism: Olea europaea var. sylvestris
Lineage: Eukaryota; Viridiplantae; Streptophyta; Magnoliopsida; Lamiales; Oleaceae
Product: chlorophyll a-b binding protein 6A, chloroplastic
Exons: 4
Coding region: 60-803 (247 amino acids)
Biological process (GO): response to light stimulus; photosynthesis, light harvesting in photosystem I
Cellular component (GO): membrane
Source: RefSeq, a predicted model, not a curated record
ACACAUUUCAUUCUUGCCCACUCUUUCUCGUUCAGUUUCGACUUCUAAAAAUUCUGAGAAUGGCAGCCAAUGCAUUCAUGAGCUGCGGCGUCGCAGCCGUCGUUUGCCCCUCGGUCCUCUCGUCUUCCAAGUCGAAAUUUGCAGCCUCUGUGCCCGUGGCUGGCGGAGCCACCAAUACUACCGCACGGUUCACCAUGACGGCCGACUGGAUGCCCGGUGAACCGCGACCACCCUACCUUGAUGGCUCAGCACCUGGGGACUUCGGAUUCGACCCACUUCGUCUAGGUGAAGUCCCAGAAAACCUAGAGAGAUACAAGGAGUCUGAACUCAUUCACUGCAGAUGGGCCAUGCUUGCUGUGCCCGGAAUCCUGAUUCCGGAGGCCUUGGGAUUGGGCAACUGGGUUAAGGCACAAGAGUGGGCAGCAAUUCCGGGCGGGCAAGCUACUUAUUUGGGUAACCCGGUUCCAUGGGGCACUCUCCCAACAAUUUUGGUCAUCGAAUUCUUGGCUAUUGCAUUUGUAGAACACCAAAGGAGUAUGGAAAAGGACCCGGAAAAGAAGAAGUACCCGGGUGGAGCUUUUGACCCAUUGGGCUACUCCAAGGACCCAGAAAAAUUGCAUGAGCUCAAAGUCAAGGAAAUCAAAAAUGGUCGUCUUGCCUUGUUGGCAUUUGUGGGAUUCUGCGUUCAACAAUCUGCAUACCCUGGUACAGGGCCAUUGGAAAAUUUGGCAACACACUUGGCUGAUCCGUGGCACAACAACAUUGGAGAUGUCAUUAUUCCUAAAGGCAUUUUCCCUAAUUAGUGAUACAUAUUGUACAAUUAAUAUGUAAUGCUAAUACUUAAUGAAUUGGACAUGGGCCUUUUUGGCAUAUAAUCUUCUUCUUCGUAUUGUUUAAUAUUACAUAUUAUGUCUAUGAUACAUAUUGAAGAGACUA